Messenger RNA from Ciona intestinalis (vase tunicate), 1760 nucleotides. Lineage: Eukaryota; Metazoa; Chordata; Ascidiacea; Phlebobranchia; Cionidae. The record is from RefSeq and is a predicted model, not a curated record.
UCCAGAUUAUAUAUUCUAGAAUAUAUCUCAGAAAAAGUAGUUUAAUUGUUUUUAUUGUGACGUCACAAGCAGCAACAAUGGAAGCACGCGUAGUCGAUCACUUUACCAAAGUUUUAAUGAACCAACCAAGUGAGAUGAUGAAUGUAAGUUCGCUGGGUGGGAGGGUGGCAGAGUUGAAUAAAAAGGAGAAGAAGCAUUUAAAGAAAGUAGGAUUUAACAAGUUUCUUCAAAACCACCCGGAUAAUUUCGUCGUGUUCGAAGACACAGUUGUUCUUGUGCAUGGGGAAACCCCCAUCACCCCUAAAAGUCACCCCCUUGUCCCCCAAAUCCCGGCCCCACCCACCAGCGGUGCUGUGGAAAACACAAUUCAAAGUCUUCGUUCGUCGCCCACUUGUUCGUUAUGUUUGGAAACGAUCGAGAUUUUUGCGUUUGGGAUUUGUUUUCAUCCCCUUUGUUACAGUUGCUGUACAAAGAUGAGGUUUCUAUGUGAUGACAAACAAUGCCAUAUAUGUCGCGCACGAUUGCACGAGGUUGUAUUCACCAAACGAUUAUCACCGAUGAAUCAACUCGAUUCGUCGAGGUUCGUGAAAGACGGCGCGCACGGGGUUUUGUUCGAAGAUCAAGAAAUACAAAAUAAACAAAGAAAACUACUGGCUCAUCGUUGCCUCAAGUGUCGGGUGGAAAUGUUAGAUUUCGAUGAAUUUGAACGACACAUCGAGAAUAAACACAACCAAUAUUUCUGCUUCAUUUGUGUGAAACAAUGCAAGGUUUUCACUCAUGAGCGUGAAAGAUUUUCACGAGAUGAUCUCCAACUUCACAUGACCUCUCAUCCCAGGUGUGAAUUUUGUGACAAUCAUUACCUUGACAACGACGAACUUCUCUAUCAUUUGCAACGUCAUCAUUACUCGUGUAAUAUUUGUUCUGAUGAAAACCACGUUUAUUGCGAAGACGCUGAUGAAUAUUGGAGACACGCGGAAACCGAACAUUUUGUUUGUUCACAUCCCGGUUGUCACGGCAACCCUGGUUUUGUGUUCGCUAACGAGGUCGACUUGAAGACACACAAGAUAAAGGAACAUCCCGGGUCAAGAGACGAACGCAAGAAAGAUAAAAUACUUGACUUCAACUUUGGUUCGGCACGUAGCACGCCAGCCCCACCAAGUGGUCCUGUGUACAAGUUGCAAGAGGAUGGCUCUCUUGUUUGUUCAGGUGUAAUACUGGAUGGCCACCUCCGUGAAACGUUCGGGUUUAUUAAACCUGACGCUCGAGAUGAUUUCCAAGAAAACAUUUUCUUCAAUGCUGCCUCAUGUGGCCUCGAUGUGGACGAUGAUCUUAGAUUAAUGUGGCAACCUGGGGACAGAGUGACCGUUCAUGCACGAAGAGCAUACGACGAACACAAAUCUAAAUGGCGAGCGAUCAACGUAGCCGCGUUUGUUCAACCUAAUCAUAAUAACCAUUAUGAUGUCAUAGACAUAAAUGAUUCGGUUGAUUCGUUUCCCUCGUUGGGUUCCGCAUCAGCGAUUCAAACUUCACCAUUGAUGGCUUCAUGGAGCUCGGUCGCUCGAACUGCGAACCACAAGUUUGAACCGAACAAAAUAUCAAAACCAACUCAAAUUAUGAAAAAGAAACAACAAACUGGAGUCGGGAAGAUCCAUGAAAACUUACAACCUCACCACGGGUUUAUAAGACGCGAUGCCAACGCAAGUUACGAGGAUAAUAUUUAUUUCAACAUACAGAGUUAUUGUGAGGGAAUGGUAUUGUGA